This is a messenger RNA of Homalodisca vitripennis (glassy-winged sharpshooter), 766 nucleotides long. Its product is annotated as eIF-2-alpha kinase GCN2-like. Gene Ontology annotation, cellular component: cytosol. The record is from RefSeq and is a predicted model, not a curated record. The transcript is spliced from 5 exons. Gene Ontology annotation, biological process: protein phosphorylation. Lineage: Eukaryota; Metazoa; Arthropoda; Insecta; Hemiptera; Cicadellidae. Gene Ontology annotation, molecular function: ATP binding; eukaryotic translation initiation factor 2alpha kinase activity. The coding region runs from base 128 to 766 and encodes 212 amino acids.
GUCCUUCUCUCUUACUCUCAGGUGGAGAAGGUGGCGCACAAGGUGGUAGACAUGCUGCCCAUUAACGAGGUCAGUGUGGAAUGGGACUUGUCCAAGCACAACCAGGACAGCUCUGACGACAGCUCUGAUGACAAUUGCUGGAUCACUUUCCUGCCAGGUUCGAGUGAGACAACAACUAAUGGAGACACGGGAGAUACGCAGGGGGUCACCAGUUUCCACACCAGAGAGCAGAUCUGAGAGUGUGACGAGUGCUACCCAGCAGUUCAUGUACAUUCAGAUGGAGUUCUGCGAGAAAUCUACUCUCAGGACUGCCAUCGACAAUGGCCUCUACUUGGAGGAGAAGCGGGUGUGGAGACUAUUGCGGGAGAUAGUGGAGGGGCUCAGCCACAUCCACCAGCAAGGCAUCAUCCACCGUGACCUCAAACCGGUCAACAUCUUCAUUGACAGUGAGGACCAUGUCAAGAUAGGAGACUUUGGCCUCGCCACCACCAACAUUCUUCACAAGGCAGGAGCAGGAGUGGUGGUGGAGCAGACAGAAUUGUUGGCCAGUCACAAUCAGAUGCUGUCAAUGGGGGAAGUCUCCCACACAGGCCAGGUUGGCACAGCUCUCUAUGUGGCUCCAGAACUGAACACUUGCUGCCUUAAGGCCACCUACAAUCAGAAGGUGGAUAUCUACAGUCUGGGGAGUGAUGUUUUUCGAGAUGUGCUACAGGCCGCUGCACACUCACAUGGAACGUAUGAAAGUGUUGGCCGACCUCAGGUCUGA